Molecule: messenger RNA, 1449 nt
Organism: Mesorhabditis belari
Lineage: Eukaryota; Metazoa; Nematoda; Chromadorea; Rhabditida; Rhabditidae
Source: the annotation of a GenBank genome assembly
AUGUCAUCAAAAUCUCUGCGACGUCCGAAAUGGUUCAUCAAAUUGAAGAAACAUCUUCUACUCUAUGUGACAAUUAUUUCUGUUUUCACCGGGAUUUGCUUGGGACUUUUGUUAAGGCUAGCCGAUCCAUCAAAAGAUCUCAUCCGAUAUAUCGGUUUCCCGGGCGAGAUUUUCCUGAACACAUUGAAGUGUAUCAUUUUGCCGUUGAUUGCGGCGAGUCUCAUCUCUGGAAUUUCCCAACUCGACGCGAAAAGCUCGGGUAAAAUCGGUUCGCGUGCCUUCGUUUACUAUGGAAUCUCCCUCUCACACGCUGUGAUUUUAGGUAUGAUUCUCGUUUUGGUCAUUCAUCCGGGUGAUCCAAAAGUGAAAGAGAAAACGAUGAAAAGUGGAGGGGAACAAGUGCAAAAGAGGGCACCGGCACAGGAAAAAGUCUUGGAUUUGUUGAGAAACAUGUUUCCGGAUAACAUUGUGCAAGCGACUUUCCAGCAGAAACAAACAAAAUAUGUGACUCUUACAAAAAUAUCAAAUGGAACCGAAAUAUCUGAAGAUGUUUUAAAAGUACAAUCGGUUAACGGGAUGAAUGUCUUGGGUGUAAUCCUUUUCUGUAUCUGUGUCGGCGUGUGCAUUUCCGUCGUCGGACCGCAAGCCUUUCCGCUCAGGGAUCUCUUCAUCGCCAUCGAUCUCGUCAUCCACAAAAUGGUCAAAUUGAUUAUGUGGUUUGGCCCGAUCGGAAUCAGUUCGAUCGUUUGCUCAAAAAUCCUCGAAGUGACCGAUUUGGUGGGAACGGUUAGAACACUCUCAUUCUUCAUUCUCACCGUUGUUAUAGGUCUUUUACUUCAAGUUUUGAUCACUUUACCGAUGAUCUAUUAUUUGGUUUCACGGAAGAAUCCGUACGUGUUUUUACGCGGACUCGGCCAGGCGUUGAUCACCGGAAUCGGGACUGGAUCGAGUGCUGCCACAAUGCCGUGCACUUUCGGGUGUUUAGAUCGUUUGGGUGUUGAUCCGAGAGUUUCGAAAUUUGUACUUCCCGUUGGCACGAAUGUAAAUAUGGAUGGAACAGCUUUAUACGAGGCGGUAGCGGCUGUUUUCAUCGCCCAGAUCAACGGGGUUCAUAUGGGGAUCGGCGAGGUGGCCACUGUGGCAAUCACCGCCACUUUGGCGUCAAUCGGUGCAGCGGCAGUUCCAUCGGGUGGUCUUGUCACUCUCAUUUUGGUCGUUUCCUCACUCGGUCUUCCCACUUCUGAUGUGGGACUCGUGAUGGCGGUUGAUUGGUUGAUGGGUCGCCUACGAUGCACCACGAAUAUUAUCGGUGACGCAUUUGCGUGCGGAGUGGUCGAUGCAUUGGUCAAAGAUUCACUUCCACCACAACAAUCCGGGAGUCAAGAAUCGGAAACAAAAUCGGAAACAAAUGGAUCUCUGAAGACAAAAGAACAAAGAAUAGACGUAGAA